This is a messenger RNA of Mycetomoellerius zeteki, 1397 nucleotides long. RefSeq lists its product as uncharacterized. Lineage: Eukaryota; Metazoa; Arthropoda; Insecta; Hymenoptera; Formicidae. Bases 644 to 964 code for a protein of 106 amino acids. The record is from RefSeq and is a predicted model, not a curated record. The transcript has 4 exons.
ACCUCUGUGAUGGUUGUGACUUUAAAGAAUACACUAUUAUCCUCCCUCUCCUGAAACACAAUUCGAUCAAUAGGACAAUAGCAGAAAAAGAGUUCCGUGCCCUAACAUUUACCUUACUCUUUCUAGGAUCGUUAAGACGAAAGAUCAAAGAGAUUUCGCCGCAUGCUCCAUCCAGUACUAUAUGGUAUAUCGAUAGCCGACGGCUGCCACUCUGAGAGGUAUCUUCAUCCCAUCCACGGAUUCUUGUCGUGAAUCUGACUGUCGCACGCGACGUAUGAUAUCUCGUGUUUGCCGAGCGGAUGUCCCAAGAUCGGUUGAAGGGCGUUCUCCAAAACCCGUGAAGAUCACAGAGUCACAGAUGAAACGGAGAGGCGCCGGGCGUGGGAGAUACCACUCGAUAGGCUUCGACCACGUGGCCGCAGCUGUUCACCGGGGAUUUGCGAUCGAGGGUGCGAGAUCUGAGUCUGACUGACGUCAGGUGAUCCAGGUGAUCUCGUGGAGAACGUGCCGAGAACUUAAUUUGACCAUCGCAUCAUCAAGAGGAGAUAAUGCAUCGCCAUAUAGUUUGACAACUUGAAAGAGUUUUGCAGCAACGUCACAAGCAGAAGCAACAGCAGCGAUCUGUCGACCAGUGUUAGUCAAGAUGUGCGACCGGCGGAAACAGGCCACCGUUAUCAUCGGCAAUGUGUUGAUCUAUACCUAUAUUGUUACCGCCAGCCCGAUCGAUGUUCCUCAAUUUCAACCGGGAAAAAACUACUGUAAACACGACGAUCAGAACAACCACCGCUGGACAAUCAACAAAAAUAACAGACUAAAAAUCAACAAACUGGCCACGACUAAACCAUCAUCGUCGACUAUAACGAAGCUGAAACCUACUAAGAUCACUAGUACGACAACGAAGACCACUAGAUCUGAAUACACUAGUACCAUGACGACCACGAAGGGAACGAAGCCAUUAUCGUAAACUGUCUGUUCAACAGUUAGCGUUACGAGACCAAGAUCCAGCACGACAAAAUCAACAUCCUUGACGAAGCUUCCCGUGAACACGUCCAGUAUCGUGGAGAUUACCACAAGCAUCUCGAGUUCGAUAUCCACGUUUACCGUUAGAAACGAGAACACCUCGACCCACGUACCUUCUACCAAAGAUCAGAAUGUUAAUCACACCCUCGAGGAGAUCCCGUUGACUACUUACUCGCCAGGAUUAGUAACGUGGAGUUCCAACUCUGAUGAAGUUUUUACAAAGGCGUCCAUCAAAACGAUUUCAUCAACAUCAACAUCAAUGUCAACGCCAACGUCAACCUCAACGUUAACGUCUACAUCAAUGAACAAGCGGAAACUGAUUGGUCGCCGAUAACAAAUCCGGAUGGCUGGAUAAUGAUUCAGUCGCUUACCACCAC